AUGGAAGGGUCGGGUAAGUUCCUCGUGACUGCCGUUGGGGUGCACUCCCAAGCUGGUAUUAUCUUCACCCUCUUGGGAGCCACUGAGGGGGCUGGAGGGAUGGCAGGCCUAGAUGGCUCUCCCGCGUCUGCCCUGCCUCAGCCCGCUGUGGCGGCCCCGCCAAUCGACAAGGCCUCAGCCCAGACUCCACUGCUAAACCAAAACAACCAACUCAUGGCUGAUGGCAUCGAACACAGAGGUGGCGCGAAUCCGCCUGCAGCUACAGAAGUUGGCCGAUUAAACAACCUCGGGGACCACACCGCACCAAUCGAUAAUCGCACUGCCGAGUCCCUUCAUCCUGGCAACGGGAAGGGUGGCGACAGUGAUGCACAGGUCGUGAUCGCUGACAAAGCCGCAAAAAAGAAGAAAAAGCGGACGAAGAAAAAGUCGUCUGUGCUACAGGCGAAGCUCAAUCACUUGGCCGGAGUCAUUGGACAAGUCGGCACUGUAAUCGCCGUCUUGACAGUCAUCAUUCUCUUUGUCAAGUUCGCAGUCAACACCUACUACAUUGAGGGUGAGCCCUGGAACACGAGUGUCCACUUGAAACAGUUCAUCCACUUCAUCAUCAUCGGUGUCACUGUAUUAGUCGUCGCUGUUCCCGAGGGACUUCCUUUGGCUGUAACCAUCUCCCUCGCAUACUCUGUCAAGAAGAUGAUGAAGGCAAGUAGCCCCUGUGAUCACGUUCAUACCGCGGAUAAUAAUUUAGUUCGCCAUCUGGAUGCCUGUGAAACGAUGGGCAACGCGACGGCCAUCUGUUCGGACAAGACAGGGACGCUCACCACGAACCGAAUGACUGUUGUACAGUGCUACAUCGGUGGCCAGCACUCCACUGAUCAGAACAAUCUGCCCCAAUUGAGCCAGAUUAAUCAGAAGCUGGGUCACCUUCUUGUUCACAGUAUAUCCAUUAAUAGCGGAUACACUUCCCGAGUUUUGGUUAGUUAG
Mesocestoides corti is the source of this 981-nucleotide messenger RNA. NCBI's taxonomy places the organism in Eukaryota, Metazoa, Platyhelminthes, Cestoda, Cyclophyllidea, Mesocestoididae. The record is from the annotation of a GenBank genome assembly.